This is a messenger RNA of Bufo gargarizans (Asiatic toad), 1366 nucleotides long. Its product is annotated as metal cation symporter ZIP8-like. Gene Ontology annotation, molecular function: zinc ion transmembrane transporter activity. Gene Ontology annotation, cellular component: membrane. The transcript is spliced from 4 exons. Gene Ontology annotation, biological process: zinc ion import across plasma membrane; intracellular zinc ion homeostasis. NCBI's taxonomy places the organism in Eukaryota, Metazoa, Chordata, Amphibia, Anura, Bufonidae. The coding region runs from base 1 to 702 and encodes 233 amino acids. The record is from RefSeq and is a predicted model, not a curated record.
AUGGAUAUAGACAUCUAUUUGCAGGAUUUCGAACGACAAUGUGCAUUGGAAAACCUGAAGAGAGAUAGCUGGGCUGCAAUAUUGAGCAGUAAGCUAUCAGGUCGAGCAGCGGAAGCCUACAGAGUGGUGCCAGAUGAAGAGGUCAAGAACUAUGACAAGGACUCAGAUGAAGUGGGCCAUUGUUGCAGAGUAAGAAAAUGGACACCACUAAGGGAUAUUGGAACAAUGGCAUGGAUGAUUACAUUGAGUGAUGCCCUACAUAACUUAAUUGAUGGACUUGCUAUUGGAGCUUCAUUUACCCAGUCCCCUUUGCAGGGGCUGAGCACAUCUAUUGCGAUUCUGUGUGAGGAGUUUCCGCAUGAAUUUGGUGAUUUUGCCAUCUUGAUAAGUUCCGGGAUGAGUAUUCCUCAGGCGCUAUUCUUCAAUUUUACAUCAGCUUGCUCAUGUUACAUUGGACUGAUUAUUGGGAUUCUAGUGGGCAAUAACUUUGAACCUAAUAUUAUCUUUGGAAUAGCUGGAGGAAUGUUUCUGUACAUAGGACUCGCUGAUAUGUUUCCUGAAUUGAAUGACAUGCUCAAAGACAAGAUAAAAGGGAGAAAAACAGAUAUGGUGUAUUUUCUGGUUCAGAAUGCUGGUCUGUUGUCUGGAUUUGCCAUCAUUCUAUUAAUAACUCUGUAUGCAGGAGAAAUUAAACUGGCAUAAUAUGGAUUGCCGUAAUGGCUAGGAAUACACAGAAAGAUACAAAGAUACUUCAAUGACUUUUACCUUCUCUUCUUUCAUACUUCAAGAAGUGAUGAUGAAUGAUCAAUGUUUAUGCAGACUUGGAUUACAAAAUACAAAGAAAGAAUUCAAAAACUUUGCAUUUGGAUUCAAGGCAUGAAUAACAAACUGUUGCUUCUUUAAGAGAAGCAAAUAUUUGUAUGUAUAUUUAUUGAAUGCACCAGGCAUUACCUGUACAGUGUUAUAGUGAGCCAACGGUGUUACAAUACAUGACACGCAUACAAUACUGGCAUCUCUUGCCCCUUCAUGAAUGUGAUUUUGGAGAAAAAAUAUCUAAUAAUGUGCUCACAUCCAAAUCACAUCCACUUGAUUUUUCCGUUUUUUUCUUUUUUACUUAUUGGUAUGUAGAGUACUUUGAUCAAUACUUACAUUUUCUGCCUUUUGUUUCCAACUUUUGUAUUUUUUUUUAUCCUUAGCUGCACUUUAAAGCCAUAGAAUUAAUGAAGGACUAUGGGAUAUCUGUCAAUGCGCAAAACUAAAUAAUACGUACAACAUCAAAAGAGUAUUUUUAUACAUGUUUAAAUGCAAGCAAGCCAAAUAUUAAAAUGUAUCAUUUCCCAAAGUGUUUCAUUUUUAUUGUAUAUUG